Microtus ochrogaster (prairie vole) is the source of this 264-nucleotide messenger RNA. RefSeq names its product zinc finger protein 431-like. The transcript has a single exon. NCBI's taxonomy places the organism in Eukaryota, Metazoa, Chordata, Mammalia, Rodentia, Cricetidae. The record is from RefSeq and is a predicted model, not a curated record. Bases 1 to 192 code for a protein of 63 amino acids.
AUGGAAGUGACCUAUGAUGAUGUGCAUAUCAACUUCACUCAGGAAGAGUGGGAUUUGCUGAAUGCUUCCCAGAAAAAUCUCUACAAAGAUGUGAUGCUGGAGACCUACAGGAACCUCACUAUUAUAGGGUACAUUUUGGAGGACUGUAACACUGAAGAACAUAGUCAAUGUUCUAGAAGACCUGCAAAGUAACUUUCCUGUGCAAGUUUAUAACAAUGUGCCUCUGAUGAGUUUGUAAUAUGUCCUGGAACAAUGAAUUAAAAG